AGUCGUGACUACAUCGCCGGAGAAAUCCUAAAAUGCUGCUGAGAUUUUACUUCCAUUUCUGAAAAUUCAAGCUUCCUUGCGACAUUCAAGUCGAAAGUCUCCGUUUUUUUCCUUCAGGUUUGUUGUUUUCAUGGCUGGAUUAGAGGUUACGGUGUAUUGUUACUGGAAUGGUUGCAUCAAGGAUAGCCCUAAUGGCAUAUACUAUGAAGGGUCCACUCUUAGAUUGAUCAUUGUUAAGCGCAAGACUGAGUUUAAUGGAUUGUUGGAUCAGCUGUAUCAAGUUACUGGAUUAGAUAGAAGUAGAUCGACGUUUCAAAUAAUUGGUAGAUAUCCUUCAUCUGUUCAAGGGUCCAUGGUCAAGUAUAAACCUCUUCCUGUGGUGGAUGACACUAGUUUAGAGACUAUGCUUGAGGUUCCAAGCAUACAUCCUUCUAUACUCCAUGUUGACCUGUUUCUGGAAGUGAAUUCGAAAUCUGAUCGAGUUAUUGAUCCUGCUGCUUGUUCGUCGCCUUUGGCCAAUCCCAGUAGUUCCUGGAAAAGACAGAAGAUUGAUAUACCUGUUAAGUCAGAGAGGGAGAGGGAGACGGAUCGAAACUCAGGAUCAGAUAGAGUGGUGCAUGCGGUUGAUUUGACAGGGGAUAGCAGCAUUUCCAAUAAGGAUUCCAAUUCCACUGUUUCAAAACCGUGUAUGUCUAGUUUGUGGCUUGACGAUCAUGACUUGCGAGUAGGAUUGUGCUUCAAAGAUGGUGGUGAGCUGAAGAAGGCAGUGGACUGGUGUUCCCUAAAAGGGAAGCAAAAGUGUGUAGUACGAGAGACUGCGAAGGAUGAGUAUAUCUUUGAGUGCAUCAGAUGGAAAUGCAAGUGGUCACUUGGAGCCGCUAGAAUGAAAAAGCACGGACUUGUCGAGAUAAUCAAGUAUACUGGUCCACAUACUUGUCAUCCCAUUGUUCCAGAAGAUUUCAAAUCAGAGUUUGAAACAGAUGAGAUUGAACGUGCGGUCAGGGAUAAGCCCACACAAACAAUUGCAGAGUUGAAGAAGUGGUGGAAAAUAAAAAUUGGCUAUGAGCUUGAAACUUCUGAUGUGCGGGUUGCGAAAGAGAAAGCUAUCAAAAGAGUUUUUGGAGAUUGGGAUCAAAGUUUUGAAGAUUUGCCCAAGUUAAUGUCUGCCUUUUGUUCAUCUAAUGGACUCCUCGUGGACUGGAAGUAUGAUCUUUUUCCUAAUCCUACGUUUGCAUCCUUCUGUGGUGUGUUUUGGGCAUUUCCACAGUCUAUAGAAGGGUUUCAGCACUGUAGACCUCUGAUCGUAGUGGACGCCAAAAACUUGAACUGUGAGUACCAGUUGAAAUUGAUGAUUGCCUCUGGGGUUGAUGCAGCCAACAGAUAUUUUCCGCUUGCCUUUGCGGUUACUAAAGAAGUUUCUACUGAUAUUUGGCGUUGGUUUCUCACUGGAAUCAGAGAGAAGGUUACACAAAGGAAAGGCCUUUGCCUCAUUUCCAGUCCCCACCCCGACAUAAUUGCUGUUAUCAACGAAUCUGGGUCUCAGUGGCAAGAACCUUGGGCUUAUCACAGGUUCAGUCUGAAUCAUUUUUACUCCCAAUUCUCUCGUGUUUUCCCUAGCUUCUACCUGGGGAUGUACAUUAGGCGGGCUGGAUCUACGAGUCAGAAGGAUGAAUUUGAUUCGUACAUAAAUGUCAUCAAAGAGAAGAACCCAGAAGCUCGGAAAUGGUUAGACCAAUUCCCUCAAAAUCAGUGGGCUCUGGCUCAUGACGAUGGUCGGAGAUAUGGAAUCAUGGAGAUAAAUACAAAAGCUUUGUUUGCAGUUUGUAAAGCAUUUGAGCUGGCUGGUCAUGUAGUGACAGGUUCCGUGCUGCUUCUCUUUGAUGAGCUGAGAUCCUCUUUUGACAAGUAUUUUAGUUUUAGCCGUAGUUCUCUUAACUGUGGCGAUGUGUACACGGAACCUGUCAUGGAAAAGCUUGAAAAAUUCAGGACAUAUUUCGUUACUUACAUUGUAAUGCCGGUAGAAAAUAAUGCAUUUCAGGUCACAACACCGUCACAAAAGGAUGAAUGGAUUGUUCAGCUGAGCGACUGCAGCUGCACAUGCGGGGAGUUUCAGCGUUACAAAUUCCCAUGUCUACACGCUCUAGCCGUCUGCAAGAAGUUGAAAUUCAACCCUUUGCAGUAUGUGGACGACUGUUACACUCUUGAACGGUUAAAAAGAACUUACGCCGCCACCUUUUCUCUUGUUCCGGAAAUGUCAGCUUGGCCAGAAGCUUCCGGAGUUCCGAGAUUGCUUCCUCCUGUCAUUCCACCGUCACCACCACCAUCACCUCCAACUUGCGUAUCAGGUACGAAACGCAGAACUACUCCUCCCGCUACUAAGAAGAAGAGCUGAAAGAUGGAUUUUGAGUUUUCACCGAGCCGGGCAUUUUGGACUAACUGAUUAUGUAGUAUCAUCUUCUGACUUUUGGGAAGUAGCUAGGAUUAAUCCGGUUCCAGUUGUAUAACGGAGACAUAAUAAUGUGUUGUUGUUUUUGUAUGAUUAAUCCGGUUUGUUCAUGAGCACCUUUGGUUAUCCCCUGAAAAGAUAUGAAUCGGAAACAGAAUCACACCGUCGUCAUCUUCUUCUUUACAAUCUCUUAACCAUCAUACAGUAUCUUUCUUUUAUUAGUAUUGCUCUUGAACCCACGCCUAUCUGGUAAAACAAAUAAUGUGUGUAUUUUAGCUCAUUAAUUUACAUGUCUAUUUUCUCUAUCUGUGAAAUUAUCGGAAUUGAAAUCGAAUAGAAAAUAUUGAGCUGAAACGAAAUCAAGUUUCAAUUCCAGUUUCCUACUAUUAUUGUAUUUGUAGAUUCUUAACCAAGGAAAAAUGUUGAUAUUGAAUCAAUGGGACACGAAAGUUAGAUUUAGGCGGGAAUUUUGUUUUUAAGCAGACAAAAAAGUCAAUGGAACGAAAAAUUUGGUAGUUAAAAAAAGCUACAAACAUAAUUAACGGGCUUUCAUCCGUCGGCCCAAUUGUACUUUAUUUCUGUUUUUUCUUUUGUAUUAAAUUUUCGAAAAGCUAUAUUUCUCAUUUCCCUGUAGUAGUUGUCUUUGUCGGUGACCAGUAACAUCACCGGAGAAAUCCUUAGCUAAGGGUGAAAUUACUUCCAUUUCUGAAAGAUCCGUGCUUUUCUCUGCGAUACCCAAUUCGAAAAUCUCCCGCUUUUUUCCAGGUACCCUGUAGUUACUUCACCGGAUCUCGUUACGUAUGUACAUUUUCCCGUGGUGAACGACUCUAGUUUGGAGACUAUGCUUGAGGUUCC
Arabidopsis lyrata subsp. lyrata is the source of this 3301-nucleotide messenger RNA. RefSeq lists its product as uncharacterized. NCBI's taxonomy places the organism in Eukaryota, Viridiplantae, Streptophyta, Magnoliopsida, Brassicales, Brassicaceae. The record is from RefSeq and is a predicted model, not a curated record. Gene Ontology annotation, molecular function: zinc ion binding. Bases 131 to 2392 code for a protein of 753 amino acids. The transcript is spliced from 3 exons.